UAUGCGUAUGCAAAUACGCAUAUUAAACUGAGAAAUUAAAUUAAAUUAUCCGUAAUGAUUUGAAAAGUAAAUAAGUCGCAAUAAUUAUGGCGUGUAGCGGAAUAAGGUUGAUGAGUUACGACUACAAAGCCAUACAAUUAAGCGACUCGCGGGGCCUCGUGUUAGCUCUACGCUUAAUAACGCUCAUGAUCUUAGUAGCGCUGCUGACCUUGCACCUUCGAUCAGUGAAAGUGUUUCGGUGGGAAUAUUCGGUGACCGGGGGUUUGUUAGUGGCCUAUUGUAUCGCAGUAGCGGGGCUGGCGUUAUGUGCUGGAAUACAAAACUGUGGUGGUACAGCCUUACAGGUCUACCUAUGUGCCACCGGUGGGACGAUGCUAGCGGUCAAUGCUGCAGCUAUCUGGAGGAGGUGGCAGAAAGCCGGGGAGCUCACUCGCAUUGUAGCCGAUCUUUUGGCAGCACUCGGCGUGAUGCUCAAGCGCCAGCUCACUGCUAAGGUUUUCUUGAGCGUCGUAGCAUCUGUGGUACUUCUACUAGAUCUAUUUCUUACGGCGAUUCUUAAAUUUAUCACAACGCAUAGGUAACUGAGCUGGUUUAC
Maniola jurtina (meadow brown) is the source of this 595-nucleotide messenger RNA. RefSeq lists its product as uncharacterized. NCBI's taxonomy places the organism in Eukaryota, Metazoa, Arthropoda, Insecta, Lepidoptera, Nymphalidae. Bases 87 to 581 code for a protein of 164 amino acids. The record is from RefSeq and is a predicted model, not a curated record. The transcript has 2 exons.